AAAACCUUCUUCGCGUCUUUUUCUUCCUCCCGGGGAAGAAAGAAUAGUUUUUUUUCUCUCUUUCCUUCUUUCUCACAAAGAGAGAUUCGGGGUUCUAAACCCUACAAUCUCUCUCGAUCCAUCCUUCACUUUUCUGCGGUCGGCCGGUGUGUUUGGGUCGGUCAAUCUCAGCAGCAGAAGAGGAAUAAGACGACGGAGGAAAAGAUCUAGAGUCGAAGAGAGGGAACGUAUCUAAUCAGCUUGGCCUAAUUAUCCGUAGUUUGCCUCAGAUAGAAAACUAACCCCGAAACAAUAAUAAAAAAAAGAGAUGGUGAUGGUGGGCGAAGCCCUAAGCCUGUCAACCUCCUCGUCCUCAUCAUUAUACGAAUCAGAAGCGGACGAGCUCGAGAAUAUGCCGUUGGAUCCGCCGAGGCUUCAGGCGAAGAAACGCCUCUCCAAACAGCUCUCCAUGUGCGAGACGAGACGGGACAUCGCCUGGGAGCGGCGCCGCCGCCAGAUGAUGCUCGUCCCCGAACGCAGACGCAGCGGCAGCGGUGGGGACGCGGAUCACGGCGACUUGACGGACGAGGAUCUGAGAGAGCUCAAGGGCUCUAUAGAAUUAGGGUUUGGUUUCAACGAAGAAGAAGGGCAACGACUCACGAGCACUUUGCCUGCCCUGGAUCUCUACUUCGCCGUGAACCGGCAAAUCUCGCCGGUUUCCACUCCCGGAAGCGGAGGAUCUUCGUCGUCGACUCUCGGUGACCGGUCGUCCUCCUUCGACAGCCCUAGGAGCGACUCCGACCCGUUAAGAAUUCUUUCACCUGGGGACAAUCCUCAACAGGUGAAAACAAGGCUGAGGCAUUGGGCACAAGCCGUUGCAUGUUCUGUCAUGCAAUCCUUCUGAGAAUUACGGACAAAAACAUGAGUAAGUGUGGGAUUAUGAUGUGAUGGAUCUGUACAGUGAGAGAGGCAGAGAAGUGUUUGUUUUUUUUUACACACAACGGAAUAAUGUCCUUAGAGAUUUGAAGAGAGAGAGAGAGAGAGAGAGAGAGUUAAAGGGGCGACCAGAUGUAUAAUCGCGUUUGCGAUCAACCGCUCUCAUCGGCGUUUGCGAUGUGAUCGGGAACCGUCUCUAGGAAAGGGGAACUAAGAGGAGAGGUUGAAAAAGAGAGACACUCGUCAAAGUUUGGGGACCAAAAUGCAAAAUUGAAAAAUGAAGAGGGGUUAUUCUGAAAAUUUUAAUUUUAUUUUGGCAACAGGGAAGGAAUAGCCGCCAUUCGUGUCUUUUUUUUUUCUACUUGUUUGAUUGUUUUCCCUUUCUUUUUUUCCUGGUGUAAUUUUUGCCCCUUUAAUGAUUCUUGGAGAGAAAAAUUUGAGACUAAGGCAGAUUUUGUUGUUGUUGUAAAUAAUGACUCUCAUCCAACUUA
Messenger RNA from Tarenaya hassleriana, 1406 nucleotides. RefSeq lists its product as uncharacterized. The transcript is spliced from 3 exons. The record is from RefSeq and is a predicted model, not a curated record. Lineage: Eukaryota; Viridiplantae; Streptophyta; Magnoliopsida; Brassicales; Cleomaceae. The coding region runs from base 308 to 883 and encodes 191 amino acids.